Yamadazyma jaroonii is the source of this 645-nucleotide messenger RNA. The record is from the annotation of a GenBank genome assembly. Lineage: Eukaryota; Fungi; Ascomycota; Pichiomycetes; Serinales; Debaryomycetaceae.
AUGGAUGAAGAAGAUAUCCCCAAGACUGCAAAUAUAUCAGUGUUUACACCAAUAAUCUAUUUGAUUAUAUUGUUAUCAUGUUUCAUUGCAUUUUCCAUUAUUUAUAGAAGAAGAACUGUAAGAAACUUACAAAAGAUUGAUCCAAUAUUUGAAGAGAAUUAUCCUUUAAUAAUGUAUUCUAUUUUAAAAGAUCAAUACAAUGAUCCAAAUUUAUCUAAAGAGCAAAAACCACAUGAAAAAGUUAUGAAGGCUGCAUUAUUAAGAAGGGGAGUUGAAGCCAUUAGAAGAUCAUUAAAAUUAAAAGAAUCAGAAUCAGUUUAUAAGAGUUUAUAUGAAAAUGGUUUAAUUGGAGAUGAUAUUUUCAAACAAUAUAACAUUCAAGUUAAAUUCCAAGAACUUGAAAUUCAAGAAAUUGCCAGAGAUUGUGAACUCUAUAAAAAAGGUUGGACUGCCAAUUUCUUUAAAGUAGCUCAAGAAGUUUGUUUCAAUGAAGCUUUAAGAAGAAGAAUCUUAAUUAUUGAAGAUAGAGCUAAGGAUUUAUCUGAUACCUGGGAAUAUUAUGAACAAGAAGUCGAAAAGAUUGAAAAUAUCAAGAAAAUCGAUAAUACUAAAGCUUCAGGUGUAGAAAAGAAUCCAUCAGCUUAA